Molecule: messenger RNA, 3974 nt
Organism: Nothobranchius furzeri (turquoise killifish)
Lineage: Eukaryota; Metazoa; Chordata; Actinopteri; Cyprinodontiformes; Nothobranchiidae
Product: free fatty acid receptor 3
Biological process (GO): G protein-coupled receptor signaling pathway; cellular response to fatty acid
Cellular component (GO): plasma membrane
Molecular function (GO): G protein-coupled receptor activity
Source: RefSeq, a predicted model, not a curated record
UAAUUCUGUAUGUUCUUUGAAAAACAAAAUUCAUCAAAACAUGAUCAAAAUGUUUUUAAUUUUUACAUAAUCUAGAAUAAUUAUCUUUAGUUGCAUUUGUCCAAAUGAAACAUGGCUGAAUCAGUCAAUAUGCAGCUUUGCUAGUUAUGAUUAUUUGUUGUUUUUAUUUGAACAGUCAGGUGAUCAAAUCAGACAGCAGCUUCGGAAGUACACAAAGCAUUAUUACAUAAAAUAACUUAAAAGUUAUAUUCUUGGUAUAAAGAUUAAAACAAACCUAUUAAAAGUUUAGCCUAAGCUACUGCUAAUGUUAGCCAAAGUUUAGCCUAUGCUUCUACUAAUGUUAGCCUGAGUUUAGACUAAGCUACUACUAUUGUUAACCUGAGUUUAGCCUAAGCUACUACUAAUGUUAACCUGAGUUUAGCCUAAGCUACUAAUAAUGUUAGCCUGAGUUUAGACUAAGCUACUAUUGUUGUUCACCUGAGUUUAGCCUACUAAUGUUAGCCUGAGUUUAACCAAAGACACUGCUAAUGUUAGUCCAAGUUUAGCCUAAGCUACUACUAAUGUUAGCCUGAGUUUAGCCUAAGCUACUACUAAUGUUAGCCCGAGUUUAGCCUAAGCUACUACUAAUGUUAACCUGAUUUUAACCAAAAACACUGCUAAUGUUAGCCCGAGUUUAGCCUAAGCUACUACUAAUGUUAGCUCGAGUUUAGCCUAAACUACUGCUAAUGUUAACCUGAGUUUAGCCUAAGCUACUAAUACCAUUUGCCCAUGCUAUUGCUAAGAAUAACCUAAGCUACUGCUAACACCUUUGUUGCCAAAUACCAAAUCAGAUCUGGUUGAAAACUGGCGAGGGCCACAUGGAGGAGGUCUAGCCUCAGUCUGAAGUGGAAUUAGACCAAUUUUUAUUUUAAUUCUGUAAAAUCAGUGUUAUCAAAAACAUUACAAGCCGUUCAAUUUUUACCUGUGAGGUCUUUAACCUGGAGUUCUUUUUAAAUCAGAGCUGGUUGGAAAACUGGUGUUAACCAAGUGGAGGAGGUCUUGUAUCAGCCUGAAGACACUAUGGUCAGGCUAGUAGUCACUAGUAAGACACUAGUGUGGGGAGGGUGGCUGUUAUGGGUCUGUAUACCCCUCAGAAAGUUGCACCUCAACCCCUGACUCAAGCCUUUGUAUAAAUGAGUGUCUAAUAGUUCUGAAGAUGUGUGUGGUCACUAUAAAACCCUCCUCAGGUCAGCUACAGAGAAACGUGACCAAAGCCCUGUACCAAAGAGGUGUAAUAGAGUAUCUCUGACACUGAAUGCGACCGUUCCAGCACUGCUCCUGUUGACUGGUCUCGGUUUUCAAACAGGACUUGUGGGUGCAGCUGGACUCUGGGACUUCAUAUUUAGUCACGUUUUAGGUGAUUUCAUUUCAUGUGGAAAAGCCAAAGAAGGAGCAGGGUAAGUAGACCUAAAGGAUAACUUCCUCUUUUAAAGCUCUUUGUGUUGUUCUACUCAGAAAUACACUAACCGGCCAAAUAAAAAGGUCACACACUAAUAUUCUGUUGGACCAUGUUAGCUUUGGCGUCGACACGCAUUCGCUGUGGCGUUGUUUCGAUAAGCUUCUGCAGCAUCACCAGAUUCAUCUCCAUCCAGUGUUGCAUUAAUGUUCCACCAAGAUCUUACGCUGAUGAUGGUGAGUCUGACCGCUGCACAAAGCCUUCUCCAGCACAUCCCAAAGAUGGGGUUAAGGUCUGGACUCUGUGGUGGCCCAUCCAUGUGUGAAAAUUAUGACUCAUGCUCCCUGAACCACUCACCAUCUGACCCGAUGAAUCCUGGCAUUGCCAUCUUGGAAUAUGGCCGUGCCAUCAGGGAACAUGGAGCAACCUGGUCAUUCAGGAUAUUCAGGUAGUCAGCUGACCUCAUUCUUGGAGCACAUCCUGUAGCUGAACCUAGACCUAACCACCUGCAGCAAGCCCAGAUCAUAGCCCUGCCCCCACAGGCUUGUGCAGUAGGCACUGGGCAGGAUGGGUGCAUCACUUCAUCUGCCUCUCUUCUUACCCUGAUGCACCAUCACUCUGGACCAGAGUCCAUCUGGACUCAUCAGACCAGUUUUAAUAAAGCGUUGGACUGCUCUGAACCCAGUUUCUGAAUCUCCUUAGACGUUUUCUCUGCUUGAUGCCGAUGAUCUGACCCUUCUCACACAGACUCACAUCUUCUCCACCACCAGAUGGGCCUUGCCACCUGGUGGUGUGAGAAAAGAGAAGCAGCUGGUUGGUGGCGUAAAUAACUUGUUGCAGGCUCCAGGUGGAGACUUCUUUUGGCCGGGCAGUUUAAAUGUUUCUGCCAAACAGCUACAACUGCUGCAGAAGUCAUUUAGUGUUUCUGUGAUUGGUAAAGAUCCAACUCUGGAGCGUGUUUUGGUUGUGGGAUGAUGGAGGAUGAAGAUGCUGCAGUCAGAUGGUACAGGUUGGACCUCCAGCGAGGACCAAAGUCUUCCUCCUCUCCGUUUCUCUCACAUGAACACUUCUAAGUUGGCUUCUUGAAGACUUCUCCUCAUCCGAGGACAAACUGCGUCACGCCUGCCCGUUGCUAGGAGACCAUGUUUAGAGAACAGAUUGCUUCCUGAAGAUUAUUACAUUUCCGCUGUGGAAGCAUAUUAGUUGUGUGUUUGAGUUCUGAUGCAACAGUCCGAUUCCAGGAGCGGAGCAGCGCAGACGUCCUGAUGAACGGGAUGUUCGUUCCACCCUAACAGCGCCUCGCACGAGUCUCCGGUCCGAGUGGCAGCCAUGUUCUACAGCCACCUGCUGCUGGCGGUCUACAUCCUCACAUUCCUGAUGGGGGUCCCGGCCAACAUGCUGUCCUUCGUCACCUUCUGCAGGAAGGUGCGGCGCAAAGCGGCGCCGAUCGACGUGCUGCUGCUGAACCUCACCAUCUCUGACCUCAUCUUCCUGGCCUUCCUGCCGUUUAAGAUGAAGGAGGCCUACGACCACAUGAACUGGCUGAUGCCGUACGCGCUGUGCCCACUGACCGGGUUCCUGUUCUACGUCACCAUCUACAACAGCACCUUGCUGCUGACGGCGGUGAGCGUGGAGCGCUACCUGGGCGUGGCCUUCCCCCUCAGGUACUCGGCGUGCCGCCGGCCCUGCUACGCCGUGUGGGCCUGCAUCGCUUUCUGGGUGGUGACCUCCUCCAACCUGUGCUUCGUCUACAUCCUGCCCUACGCCCAGUGGACCGGCGGAGGAAGCUUCUACAGCAGCAACGUCAGCGGCCCCUCCCCUCCCCCACCCACCUGCUACCUGAAUUUCUCCGACGGAGAGCUCCAGAUCCUGAUGCCGAUUCGCCUGGAGCUCUUCCUGGUGCUCUUCUGCAUCCCCUUCAUCAUCAGCUGCUUCUGCUACGUCAACUUCAUCCUCAUCCUGUCCCGCCUCCCACACAUCACCCGGCGCCGGCGGCUGCGUUGCAUUGGUCUGGCGCUGGGGACGCUCAUCGUGUUCACCGUCUGCUUCGGGCCGUACAACGUCUCCCACGUGGUGGGCUUCGCCUACAUGGAGAGCCACGACUGGAGGAACCUGGCGCUGCUGUCCAGCACCCUGAACGCCUGUCUGGACCCGUUCAUCUUCUACCUGUCGUCAGCGGCGGUCCGGAGCAUGAUGAACCGCUGCUUCAGGAGGGUCACGACCAAGAUGCACAUCCUCAGGUGCAGACGGGCCUCGCAGUCACCUCAGCACAAACUCCCCACCAGAGAAAACCACGAGGCAGACGCUCCGCCCUGAAGGCCGCAGCAGGUUCACACACAUCCAGGACUUUAGGAGGAUUCGGGUCAGAUGAGGUUCUGGUGGUUCUGCUUCAGUCAAACGGCGUUCCAGGAGUCUCCUUAGGUCCACGUUGGUAUUCGGUAACCAAACAGGAACCAGUAGGUGGUUACAGAUGGGACUGUUUGGGUCAACUGGACCAUUUAGGAUCCGAGGAGCUUUUAAACCAGUGAGAACUUAUUAA